GCGGGUCAUGUUUGAUGCCAACAGUUCUUGUCCAACUCUCAUUCCCACCAAGCCUGUCAAUGUGCUUCGCCAACUGACUCACGCUGUUUCCUGUUCCCGGCAAUUUUGAUCACUUAAAGCAUUUUCGUUGCAGCAGACUCUCCUUUAGCAUCGAGCUUCCCUUACCCGAAACAGCUAAGGUUUGAUUAGGUACUUCGUACGGAGUACAUACGGCUAGCUUGGUUGGAGGGUUGAGCAGGCACCGACGACCCGCGACUGCACUGCGACUGCAAUCGCAACUGCAACUGCACUUUCAGACUCUGUCCGCCAGAUUACUGCCCGUCAUCAGACACAUUUCUUCCUGAAACUGGAAGUGCCCCGUCGCCUCGAAGCUAGCGCACCUGCUGCCGCUCCGAAGGCCGUGCAUCUGAUCGAUCCUUCGCCGAGGCCCAUACGCCUUCAGAUUCCCCGCCUUGCCUUACGGCCAUGACGGAGACUGCAGCCCAAGCGCAUGAUAGGACAGGCCGGUUAGGCCGCCGACGGCCCUUUUCAACCUUGAUGAAGAAGCUUGCGAACUUGAAAGCUACGUCAUCCGGAGACGGAAGCCGUCAUAUUGGUUCGAAACGCGAUGCCGGCAAGAAACGACAGACACAAAACAACCCGUACCCUCAGUCCGGUGCCGUCGGCGUUGGUUUCUCAUCGCGUGGCAGCCAUCACUCAACAUCGUCGGUCCCGAGCCCAAGGCUAGGCAGCGUCACGUCGUUGGAGCAAGAAGAGUCGGUUCGGUUAUCCGUCGAUGAGCGGCCGCCCCCGACGACCGGGGGCCGCUCAAUAGCUCCAACAGUUUCGACCGAAAACGAGACGUUACGCUCGACAACAACCCCUUCGCACGGUACGUCCUCCGUCGCUGGUACUAGCCGCACCGCCAAUGGCCCCAGAGGCGGUGACAGCACCUUCUCGUCCCCGGCCCCAUCAGUCCGCUCGCUCACGACAACGCUUACCACAAUUCAAACGGUAGCACCAAAUGGGGCCGGCGCGGGGACGCAGAAUCCGACGUCCGUGAACUACACCAGCAAUCACCACUCGCACCAAUCCCAGUCCAGCUCCCAAGCAAUCCAUUUCAACCAGCCCUUCCCAACAACCACAUCCCCCGCCCCGGCAGUACCCCCGCAUUUGCUUCCAUCGGGCAGCACGCUAGGACAUCCCACGACGUAUGCCGCGGCGACAGCCAACAAUCUGCUGACGGACAACGCGUCGAUCCUGACGCUCGCGUCGUCGUCGAAACGCCGGCGGCGGCGCUCCUUCGACACGGACGCCUCGGUCCGGGCUCUCGCGCCGUCCUCGCUCUGGGGCGGCAGCCGCGAGUCUUUACCGUUGAGCGUCCUCUCGGCGACCAUGACUGUUGACGGCGGGCCGGCCACCCCGGGCCUGCACCGCGGCGCGUCCGGCGUCGGCGCGGGGGAGCGGACGAGCAUCUACUCGGGCACGGGCAUCUUCCCUACUGCAGGUGCAAGCGAGAGGAAUAGUCUCUAUGCGGGCGGAACUAAGCAGGGACUGGCAAGCGGAGAUGCCGGCAGUGUGAGGAGCGGCCUGUACGGGCAUGGACGGGCGGAUAGUGUGAACGGGAGUGUUGGUGGCUUGGCUGUGGCUGGGGCUUCUAACGCUGCGAGUCCCAGGGAGAGGGAAAUGGAGAAAGGGGUUGAGGAGGGUGAUGAGGAUGACGGCGGGGAUUAGAAGGUUUGAGCUGGUUAUGAGUUGGCUUCUUGUUCUGCUUUGUUAUUCUUUCAUCUCUUGGGCGGGGUAUGAGAAACGAGGACUCGGGUCAACGGUAUGGCGCUUGAUGGUUCAUUGCUGCAGUGGUUUGGUCUCGCGUUUUCUUUUCUUUUUUGUCUCCUUAGGAACGUGAUACCUAUCAGUCACAAGAAAUCAAGAGCAGCUAUGUUCGCGCAUGCAACCACCGAGCGGCCUUAGCUUACCCACAGGCUACUGAU
Molecule: messenger RNA, 1970 nt
Organism: Canariomyces notabilis
Lineage: Eukaryota; Fungi; Ascomycota; Sordariomycetes; Sordariales; Chaetomiaceae
Exons: 2
Coding region: 466-1713 (415 amino acids)
Source: RefSeq, a predicted model, not a curated record